AUGUACAAGGCCACGCGGAGGAAGGUACCUCCCAACCGCGGAGAGCACCUCCGGGCCCAGUUCGAGCUGACAGGCCUGCAUAUUGUCGGCAUUCAGGAGUCCAGGUUCCCGAAGGGCAAAUGGGUCGCGGGGCCGUUUCUGACCGUGUCAGGGGGUAGUGAUCGCGGGAACUUAGGCUGUGCCAUCCUGGUAGCCCUGAAGAGACCCUUCGGCGUUUCGGGGGGGAAAGAACAGUUUUUCAAACCAGGGGACGUGUGGGCAAUAUACGCGGACCCUAGGGUGCUCCUAGUGAAGUUCAAUCACAGAUGUUUCACGGCGACGGUGGUGGUGGCGCACGCGCCGCACCACCGCAGACCGAGGUUUGAGCGGGAGGCGUGGUGGGAGCAGUGUGAGGAUCUCAUUGCUCGGUGGACCCCCGACCUCCUCCUCAUUGAUGUUAACGGGAAGCAUGGGGCGCCCCGCACUUUCAUGCCCAACAAAGGGGAGAUGAAGCGGAUUGACUUCGUAGCAGCAGGGGGCACGUUGGCACCUCAUUGCGUGAAGGUGGAGGUUGACCAUGCCAUCGACGCGAUGAUGAGCGGGUGCGAUCACUCCCCUGUCAUUGCGAGGUUUAAGUUCGUAUCGGAGCUGUCCCGUGGGGGGAAAGGCAAAGGGCCCCUGGGCCGUCUCAAAAUGAAGCUUCCAGCUUGCGUCCAGCGUUUUACCGCAGAGUUGGGGGCCUCGCCACUGCCUGAGUGGGGGAUGUCAGUCGGCGACCGCGCCGCCCAGGUGACGGAGUGCUUGCAGAGGGCUGCCAGCCAGGCAUUCCCUGGGCGGAAGUUUUUGGAUGGGGGCAGGGGCCCGCUCCGCACCGCGCUAGAGGGGGGCAAAGUGCAUCGCGCGACGCAGCUCGCUGAGGAGGGGCAGCCAGUGCUCGCGCAGCAGCGUUGGGAUGAGCUGCUUUCUGACAUGUUUGCCGCGACUGAGGGGGCCAAGGUGAUCCCUUCCGCCGAGUUGCGACAGCUUUUUGAACCCUCGGAGCUUGCCCUGCCCCUUGACUUUGAGCGCUGUAUCGAGUAUGUGCCGACGGACCGUUGGGUCAUUGAUAAGCUACGCAAGUUGCCGCAGGGGAAGGCUCCAGGGCUGGGCGCGAUUACGUUUGACCUCCUGCGGGCCGCGCCACCGGAGGUAGCGAGGGGUUCGAGGCCAGGCAAUUCGUUGGCCGACUUCUUCUACAAUGUCAUGUUCACUUUCGUCCUGGGGGAUGCGGAUGCGAGACUGGCCCAUGAGGGCCUGUCCGUCGCGCUAGGGGGUCCCGAGCAGGAAGGGGUGCUGCUCCCUGUCCAACAACAGGACGGCACACUCGUGGAUUCGACGUAUGCGGAUGACGCGGUCUUCCCGUGCGUGCCUGCCUCAAACGAGACACUCGUGCACGACGUCCAGAAGGUUCUGGUCGCUAUCAGGGGUAGGAAUAAGCAGUGGACGGAGCGGCACCUCUUUGUUGAGAAGGAGGGGCGGGUGUACCCCCCCGAGCUUGAUGCGCGCAUGCAGGUGGUUCGGCAGGAGAAGUCCCUUGGCACUAUUGUUUCGGGGGACCUGGAUUGGGGCCCAGAGGUGGCCCAGAGGAAAGCUUUUGCUCUGGCCCCCCUGCGGCCGCUGACGCGGGCGGUGUUCAAGGCCCCGCAGAUCCCACUGGCCCCGAAGUUGCAGCUUGCGGGGUCCCUCGCCUUGUCUUGUCUUCUGUUCAAUGCUGGGCUCUGGCACGGGGUCGGGGCCAAAGCGUGGGCAUCUCUAAAGGCUACAUGCACCGACGCUCUUCGGCGUGCACAGGUGGUGGAUAUGAGAGGCGCGGCCAGUGAGAGGUCUGCCCCUUCCCUGGAGGAGGUGCUCUAUGGAGCCGUGAGGGCUCCAUUAGACAGCCAUCUGUGGUACCGGCGCCUGGUGUACCUCCCCCGCCUGCUGCGCAAGUCGCCCAGGCAGCUCCUGUGGGUGCUCGACGGCCAGUUCCAGCAGCAGGCUUCGUGGAGCCAUAGGCUCAUCGGUGACAUAAAUAUUCUCAGGCAGUUCACCCCCAGUGCGGAAAAGCUACCCCAGGCAUGGCAGGAGGCGAUAGCUCUUGCCAGGUCGCUCCCCCUAGUGUUCGUGCGCAUUGUCCGUGUGGCGUGGAAGGGGCGGAGGCCUCCCCGCCCGUCCCAGCGCGUGCAGGUCCUGGAGAUGAAGCGGCCGAGCCCGUGGGGCCCCCCUGCGGCGCUCUCCAGGGCGCGCGGGUGCGCCGCGCCGCGGAUGGGCGACGACGGCGCCGAGGGGACGGCGCCGCAGCUCGACCCGCUGGAGGCCGCGCGGGGGUCGCCCAACGACGCGCCGCCGCCCGCGGGGGUGGGGGCUCCGCCGCCCCCCGCGGACUCCCCGGUGCAGCUCUCUCGGGCGGGAUCGCCGGGGGCUCCCGAUGAGGCGGCGCGGCCCCCCGAGGGGCCGCCGUACACGCUGGCGAGCACCUGCCCGCCCCGCAUCGGCGCGGAGGCGGCCGUCCCGGCCGAGGCGCCGCUGCUGGCCGCCGCGCCCAGGCCCGGGGCGGGGGCGGUCGUCUUGGCGCCGCCGCCGCCGCCGCUGCGGGCUGCGUUCGGGCUCGGCGCGGACACCGCCCGACUUGCCGAGGCCGAGGGGGCACCCCGCGAUGGGCCCGCGGAGGCCUCGGCCUCAAGGCCGCAUGGCGAGGGCGGCGAGGCCUCUGCGGCGGAGGGCGGCGGGCAGGGCCCCGGCGACGGCGCGCAGGACGGGUCCCAGGCGAGCGUCGACGUGCUGGCCGACGGGGGCGCAGCGGGCAGCCAGGUGGGCGGUGAACGCUGCGAAGGGCCUCUCGCCGGCAGUGCGCAGGGAGUGCGCGGAGGCGGCGGCGUGGCCAACGGCGAGGCCGCGGCGGUCCCGCAGCAGGCUGGGGAGGGCGGGCUCGCAACCAGCGAGGCUGCGCCGGGCGAGGCCGCGGCGGGCGAGGCUGCGCCGGGCGCGGCCGCGGCGGAGGAGGAGCGGCGGCCAGACGAGGGCGCGGCGCCCGCAGCGGUCGAGUCGCUGGAAGUGGCGCAGGCGGGCCAGCACGACCCCAGGCCGAAGCCCAGAGGAGGGUGGAAGCUGUUCGUGAUGCGGCGCCCGCUCCUCGUCAUGCUGCUGACGCACCUGGGCGUGUGGGGUGCGUGCGCUGCCCUCUACUUGCAGCAGAGCGCUGGGGCGCUGAACACCGACUUCGACAGCUUCACGCGUGCCAGCAGCCAGGAGUCGCUGAGCUUCGACGCGUUCGUGCACGCCUGGGUGAUCUACCGCAAGGACGGCGGCAACGUCUUGGAGCCUGCGUCCCUCUACGCGAUCCGCCAGUUCGAGAGGAAGCUGCGCGCCCUGCCCCGUUGGCGGGACCUCUGCAGCGGCGCCGUCGCCGCGUGCGACCCCGGCGAGUCCAUCGCUUCCUACCUGUGGCCCGAGCGGCUCGAGAACGACAGCAGCCCCGACGUCGAACUGCUGCUGGGCGGCGGGGGGGCCCGGCUGCUGCCAGUCGAGACGGUGCUGGCGUCGUGGAGCGAGGACGGCGACAUCGUCGACCGGCUGAGCCGUCUCCUGCCGACCGGCUUCGUCGCGCCCGUCGGCGGGGAAAGGGCCAGCAGCGAGAUGGUCCGCAGCUUCUUCGAGUUCCAGGUCCCCUACGGCCCUGGACAGGCCCGCAGCAGUGAGACCGCAGCAGAGGAGUUUUACGUCGCACUCCUGGACGAGGUCGUCCACCCGGCGCUCAUCGAGAAAGACGAAAUCAUGGAGGGCGAGGGCAUCAGCGUGUAUUAUUGGAGCGAAGAGCUGGACAGGAUCGACAUCUUCUACGCCUUGCGAGUCGACUUGCUGAUGGCUAUUGGCGGCAUUGUUCUCGUCUUUGUCGUGGUGCGACUGCACACCGGCUCAAUCUGGCUAUCUGUGGUCGGCCUGUUUUUGGUCCUGGAGUCCAUCCCGAUUGCCUACGUCUUGUUCAAGCAGAUCUCUGGUCUGAAGGAUGCAAGCAUCAUGAACACGAUUUCGCUCUUCGUGAUUAUCGGGAUCGGCUCCGACUUGAUCUUUGUUCUGACCGACGGGUGGUACAUCUCCAGUUGGGCGCUCCAAGAGCAGCUGGACUCCUUCAACCAGCUGUCCCCGCCCGAGCAGGCCAUCCUCCAGAUCUCGUGGCUCUUGAGGAACAGUGGAGCUUCCUGCGUGACCACAUCGAUCUGCUCUGCCACGAGCUUCCUGGUGAAUCUGGGCAGCGUGCUGCUGCCUCUGCGCGAGUUCGGGCUGUUCAUGGGCCUCUGCGUGCUCUGCGUGCUGCUGCUGCAGAUGACGAUGUACCCCUUGGCCAUGGUCUCCCUCUGGGGCUCGCGCUGCGCCCCGCAGCCGAUCGAGCUGACCCCCGUGGAGCCCGGCCAGGAAGACUCCUCCGUGCUUCGCACCGACUUCGCCAAGCGGGACUCCCUGCAGAGGACCACGGAUUCCGACGAGCUGCGGCGCCUGUCCUCAAACAGGAUCAAGCUGCUUGCGUUCUUUGUUCUCUUUGCGAUAGUGGGGCUCGUCGGCGUCCUAUCCAUGAUCAGAGUGGAUAGCGGCUUGCCCGUCAUCUUCCCAGACAGCCAUAACCAGGUGUCUGGCUUGAGAUACAGAGAGCAGUUCGACGAUGUGAUAGGGCUGGCAGCCGUGUCUGUCCUCCACAAGCCGUGGUUGCGCGACCUGACCUCGGAGCCACACUCAGGAUGCCAAGACUUAGAUUACAGAUGCGGCCAGUUCGUGUUUCCAGAUGCCUGCCCCAGCUUCGCGCACCCGGUUUGCAGGAACCCCCGGGUGGAUGACUAA
Molecule: messenger RNA, 4830 nt
Organism: Prorocentrum cordatum
Lineage: Eukaryota; Dinophyceae; Prorocentrales; Prorocentraceae
Source: the annotation of a GenBank genome assembly